UACAGUUUUCCUUAUCCUCCUUUUGAGUUACUUGCACCCCUUGGACACUCCAUUUCACCCCCUCCCCCUUCCUCCUAGCUCGCUACUACUCUUUCUCCUCAAUGGAGAGGUGCAAGGAAAUGAUACUCUUGCACUCAGGCAGAUUCUCGCGCCGUGAUUCCCACGGCGGCGGUGACGAUGUCGAUCGGGCGUGCAACAAGAUCAAGGAGGUGGAUUUCUUCUCGGAGAGUCGCGAGAGGAAGCUUGAUGAAGCCGGUGGAUUACGAGACUGCCGUGGAGGAGAUGGCUCGUUGGCUUGCGGCGACGCCGGCGACAUUAACACUGGUUUGGCCCUUACCGUGCACUCCGUGGGCGCUCCGACAGCUGAAGAGGAGGAGGACAAACCGAACAACAAGAUGCAUCUGAUUACAAUUCAAGAUGAGCUAAAUCGAUUAGGGCAUGAGAAUCGGAGACUGAGAGGCAUGCUGGAUCAGCUCACCAGAAAUUACAGCGCCCUAUACAAUCAGUUUCUUCUGGUGAUGCAACAGAAAGCAAACGAGACCCAGCAUAUACAAAAGGAAAACCAAACUGACCCAUCCAAUCCGGUGAGAUUAUCGGCUCAACAAUUUUUGGAUCCUCGCCCAACAAGCUUGCAAGAAACCAAUGAGCAUACAAACGGUGAUGAAGAAGAGCACUCUCCUUCUUUGAAGAACAGCUCGGAUGGCCCCUCGGAAAGAGAAAUUAAUAUUCCUUUCAACAGGAGGAAAAUAUCUGUAGAGGAAGGUCCCCUUGAUCAGCAAAUCUCACCGAGCUGGCGGGAUAACAAUAGCCCUAGGCAGGCACAAGAGAGAAGCACUGAUUCAAUGCAUGAGCUUCCAUGCCGCAAAGCAAGAGUUUCUGUCCGUGCUCGAUCUGAUGCACCCAUGAUCAGUGAUGGAUGUCAAUGGAGGAAGUAUGGUCAGAAGAUGGCGAAGGGUAAUCCUUGUCCGCGAGCUUAUUAUCGUUGCACCAUGGCUAUUGGAUGCCCAGUUCGCAAGCAGGUGCAGCGAUGCGCGGAGGACAAGACCGUGCUGGUGACCACCUACGAGGGCAACCACAACCACCCGCUCCCUCCCGCCGCCGCCGCAAUGGCCAACACCACCUCCGCCGCCGCCACCAUGCUCCUCUCUGGCACUGCCAACACCACGAGAGACUCCUCCCUGAUGAUGGGCUCUGCUUCCGCCGCCGCACCGCUAUUCGGCCACCCGCUGGUCCCCUUCGCUUCCUCCCUCGCCACACUCUCCGCGUCGGCGCCCUUCCCCACCAUCACCCUCGACCUCACCCAGGCCCCCCUUCCGCCUGCUGCAGGGACCCCCCUCCACCUCCUCCAGAGGGGGGCCUCACACGGCCACCACCCCACAACCUCAUCCUUCCCCCUUGCUCCGCUUUCCAUGUACCUCCCUCAUGCCAAGGUGGGGCAGCGUCACCACUCCGUGGCUGAGACGGUCAGCGCCGCGAUCACAUCGGACCCCAACUUCACAGCCGCGCUGGCUGCGGCCAUAUCGUCCAUUAUGGGAGCGCCGCGCGGCGACGGCGCUGCUAACAACGGUUCCGCAGCUGCGCCCCACGGAGUCCCGGGAUCGCCUCAGUUCCCGCAGUCGUGCACCACCUUCUCUACUAAUUAGCUAGCGAGAGAUCGACCGAGAGUUACUCUUCAGUUGGAUUGCAUGUUUCGCGCGCGGUGGUUGCAGCGAACGCAAAAGGAGAGCUGGUCUGAGUCCGUGUACAUGAUCUUCCUUAUACGUACAGAGCUUGCUAAAUAAGUUGAUAUUGUAAAUUAAUUAAUUACUAGUGCAUGACAAGGGGAAAGAGGAAAGAGAGAGAGAGAGAUAGCUUUCAUGGAACGAACACAGUGAUGAGUGAGCAAGUGUUACGGCCGGAGAUGUAGAGAUCAGAUUGAGAGAGAGAGAGAGAGAGAGAGAGAGAGAGAGAGAGAGGCCUCAUAAAACGACUGAGCUAGUCGAGCUUAGCUUAUAGCUCUGAUACAGUAAUUAAUACGGCAUGUGUUUAAUGAAGGAGCCAAAUCGAAUUUGAGCUUAUAUAUAUAUCAUGCUUGUUCGUGCCA
Messenger RNA from Ananas comosus (pineapple), 2083 nucleotides. RefSeq names its product probable WRKY transcription factor 47. The coding region runs from base 102 to 1643 and encodes 513 amino acids. Gene Ontology annotation, molecular function: sequence-specific DNA binding; DNA-binding transcription factor activity. The transcript is spliced from 6 exons. Gene Ontology annotation, biological process: regulation of DNA-templated transcription. Lineage: Eukaryota; Viridiplantae; Streptophyta; Magnoliopsida; Poales; Bromeliaceae. The record is from RefSeq and is a predicted model, not a curated record.